UUUCUCGUAUCUCACCGGGCCAUAAUUCCCUCGUCGCAACUACAUUUCUGAGACCUAUGUACAUCUCUGCACUAGUCUAAGGAUAGCUUUGGACCUCUUUCAAUCUCUGGGCUUAUUAUAACAUUCCCUCUCGUGCCCACCUUCGCGCAUCGCCGUCCCCCACCAUGUCGAAUUUACCGUCCCACGCCUCACCAACCUUCACGGCGCAAACCCCUACUUCCAAUACAAUUGAAGAGCUCUCAAUUGGUACAGAGCAGACCGCUUCAACCAGCAGAAUAGAUGAACUCCGUGGCGAUGCGGUCAGUGUGACCGGCAGUGACCGGGGUGAUAUGACCCCCGCUGUGCCCCCUUCACUUCUUUCCCCGUCCUUCACCCCGCCAGCCACCCCAGGCGGAACAUACAAUCCAGCACAAUUGCUCCAGCAAACACAACAACCCACGAGUUCAAAGCCCCCGAAACUCCUUCCUCGCCUUCCCGAUGUCGAAUGUAUUGUGCGUGCCCGAAUUCCGACAACCACGGGCGCGGAGAUGUUCCUUCACCUAUAUCACAACGACUUAGACAACAAAGAACACCUGGCAAUUGUCUUUGGAAACACAAUUCGCAGUCGGAGCUUGGACAAGGUUCGGCCAGGAGAAACCGAGAUGGAUCGCAUGAUUCGUGGGGCUUAUGUUGGCAAACUUCACCCUGGUCGGAUUAGCAGUUGGUAUGACGAAGGGAACGUGGAGGGAGCGGAAGGCAUGGGUAAGGCAGAUGAGAACAUCCCAAGCCAGGCGCCCCUGGUGCGAAUCCAUUCCGAGUGCUAUACUGGAGAAACCGCCUGGUCGGCGCGUUGCGAUUGCGGUGAACAGCUCGAUGAGGCCGCGAGACUGAUGUCGUUCCCCAUGGAGACUUUGUCGGAGCUCGCAUCGCAGCAGUCUUUGCCUGUGGCUUCGAAUGUCUCUGGUGGUGUGAUUGUAUACCUCCGGCAAGAAGGGCGUGGAAUUGGUCUCGGGGAGAAGCUCAAAGCCUACAACUUGCAGGAUCUUGGAUCUGAUACGGUCGAGGCCAAUCUGCUGUUGCGACACCCUGCCGAUGCUCGAAGCUAUGGUCUGGCUACCGCAAUUCUUGUCGAUCUCGGUCUUGGGGAGGAUGCCAAUCCACACGGGAUUCGACUCCUCACGAACAACCCUGAUAAGGUGCGAGCAAUCGAGGGUCCCAACCGAGAGGUGGUUGUAAAGGAGCGGGUGCCCAUGAUUCCCUUGGCAUGGAGAUCGGGCGGCAAGGCGGGCAUCAAGAGCACAGAGGUCGAGGGAUAUCUUAGGACAAAGAUUUCAAAAAUGGGACACAUGAUUCAGUAAACUAGAACGGCUCUUUUCCUUUGUUGUGCCCAUGCCUUGCAAUUUCUGCUUACAUUGUUACCCCUGGGCUAUAUACUCAAGAAGACCUCGAGGGGAGGUCUUGUGUAAUGUACAGUGCUUAUGAGACAGCGACGUCUUUCUUGUCUUGUUUUCCCUACCUGUGCUUACCGCGUUGUCAACGUCUCCCGCGAAUUGCGCCGGUGUAUUACUACUACCUAUCUUCAUUUCGUUCACAGUGCACAAUGUACUGUACGUUCCAGUACUGUACAUACAGUACAUCAUCACUUGACAUUUUCGG
Aspergillus homomorphus CBS 101889 is the source of this 1635-nucleotide messenger RNA. RefSeq names its product GTP cyclohydrolase II. The transcript is spliced from 2 exons. Gene Ontology annotation, biological process: riboflavin biosynthetic process. The coding region runs from base 165 to 1337 and encodes 390 amino acids. Gene Ontology annotation, molecular function: GTP cyclohydrolase II activity. NCBI's taxonomy places the organism in Eukaryota, Fungi, Ascomycota, Eurotiomycetes, Eurotiales, Aspergillaceae. The record is from RefSeq and is a predicted model, not a curated record.